GAUCGCAUAUUGCCAAAGCUGUUUUAAAAGGUACGCCAUUGACGUCAGCGCUUGAACGCACACUGAUAAUUCAUACACCAGUGACCGUGGUGGAUAUCUCUCCACCAUGAUCCACCCGCCAAACAUCUACUUGGUUGGUGCCCAUUGUACAGGCAAGACGACCCUCCAUGGGGCGCUGAAAAAUUAUCUAUCGACCAACAUAGCUUCUUUUGCGAUAAAUACAAAAGGGCCAAAGAGUGUUGAUGAGGUUGUCCGACACGUCAUGCGCACAGACGGCUUCUCUGCAGUCCAUGUCAGACAGCCAAAUGCGGGGCUAGAGCUGCAGAAGCGCACUCUUCGGGCUCAGUUCGAGACUGAAAUGAAACUGGACGAAAGCUGGUUUAUUUCAGACAGAUCUGGAAUCGACCCGAUCGUAUACGCCGGCUUUUUUCUCGGACAAUCUGCGGCAGAGGAGCUCACCGCACUUGAGGAAUGGCAUAUACUCAAGGAGCGGAUGAAGAACGCACUUGUCAUUGUCUGCGAGCCGGGCAAUGAGAGUUGGCUAACUAGCGAUGGAGUCAGGAUGAAAUGUUAUGACACCGAGGAAUGGAGAUCACUCGGUCGGGCGUUUCGUGCAGCCCUCCAAAAGCAUGGCAUCAAAUUUGUAGCCAUCCCGCGAGAAUUGGAGAACUUGGAACAGCGGGUGCAUUUCGUUGAAAGUCUUCUCAGAUCUACCUGCUGAAUUUUAUCUGUGUCAUCAAACAUGUCGACAUAUUCAACAUGUGGAUCGCUACCUGACGAUAUGUACUGACCGUUGUCGGGGGGCACAAAUCCUGUCCUGUAGAACCAAAGCUCAAUUGUACGCUCGGAAAUGCAGGGAAGGAGGAAAUCCCCACUCUCCUGGCGCAAAGCAACUACCGGCUUCACCAAAGAGAGGCUUAA
Aspergillus sclerotioniger CBS 115572 is the source of this 921-nucleotide messenger RNA. Its product is annotated as ATP/GTP-binding protein. The coding region runs from base 107 to 721 and encodes 204 amino acids. The record is from RefSeq and is a predicted model, not a curated record. NCBI's taxonomy places the organism in Eukaryota, Fungi, Ascomycota, Eurotiomycetes, Eurotiales, Aspergillaceae. The transcript has a single exon.